Cottoperca gobio is the source of this 1648-nucleotide messenger RNA. It is a transcript of the gene gdf15, whose product is annotated as Growth differentiation factor-15. Gene Ontology annotation, cellular component: extracellular region. Gene Ontology annotation, molecular function: cytokine activity; growth factor activity. The transcript has 2 exons. Bases 449 to 1648 code for a protein of 399 amino acids. The record is from RefSeq and is a predicted model, not a curated record. Lineage: Eukaryota; Metazoa; Chordata; Actinopteri; Perciformes; Bovichtidae.
UCACAUUAUCAUUAUUAACCCUGAAGGAGCUAAUGUAAUUGCCCAUUGUCCCCCUCCUUAGAACUGGCAACUGUAAGACAUAUGGUCAUUUAUUUGAUUAAGUGACGCAUUACUGGACAAUCGUGGUGACGUAGCAUGCCGAGGUGCACACCAUGUACUCGUGAUGCAACCAAAUCUCACCCAGAAAUCCUUUUAUUUAAUGUCUCCCCUAUCUCUAAUCUGUCUAAUCUCCUAAUUGAUGUGCUAAUAAAACUGAAAAAAGUUAUUUCAUUUCACUGAUUUCUAAUUUCAUAAGUCAAAUGUUAACACACAACACAAUGCUGCAGAAUGUUGCCACAUAAUGACAUAAGGCCCUAGCUGAGCCCAUCACAUGCUCACCUGACUAACCAGGGGUGUGGCAACACAGAAGCUCUAUAAAUAAAAGCAUGUCAGGAAUUUCAUUCAUAACAUGGACAAACCCUAUCUGCUGAGCUGCAGCACUCUCAAACCAGACCUACCUGGCAGGCUCACCAUGCUCAGAUCACGCUCACUCCACCGACUCGUCUCCUGCGCGCUGCUGCUCCUCGUCUCCCUCUCCAGCUCAGGGGAGAGCCGACCUCACCAGAUAAGCACACCUGAUGUGGACAGAGCAGACAGCCAGAGAGUCCUGCUUCUGGAGGCGGUGAAAACGGGGAUCCUCGGCUCGUUGGGUAUGGACAGGGAGCCCAGGCCAACCCAAAAGGCCUCGGAGGAAGAGCUGAGCAAGAUGUAUCAGCUCUACAGGGAAAAAGUGAGAGAGAUGAGAGGAAAUUCAAGUCAGCCGAUGAGGGAAACCUUGCAAUCCACCACGUCUACUGUGCUCUUUCCAGCUACAGUGGAGCCAAUAGUUCGGAGGGGAGAACACUCUCAUCCACAUUCAGGUCAACGCAUGCAGUGGUACAGAGCUGUUUUCCACAAGAACCCCAAUAUCCAGACUGAGCUGACACUAGCUCGGGCUAAGCUGAAGAUCUCCAGGAAGAUUUUAGAAAAACCGACUACAGUUCAGCCUGAGGCACGACGACGAGAGAUCAAAGUUAAAAUCAACCGGAUGAAGCCGAUAAACUCUGCUGCUUGGACUCACAUAAUCUCUGCCAAUGUGUCACGUACUCAAGAUGUGAUGCUGGACAUUAUCCCUGAGGUGGAGAGGUGGAUGAGGACUGAUGGCAGUGAGGCUCUAGUUGUGGAUGUGGGGAUGGUUGUGGGUGAAAAAGAUGCCCUCGAGGCAAAUCAAACCAUUUCUCUGGAAUUAAGCCUCACGCAGACCAAACCGGCCAGGAAAACGAGGCUGCCUCGCUCCAACAAAGAAGACGUCUGUGAUGAACGAGGAUGGUGCUGCCGAAAGUCCGUCACCGUGUCCUUCAAAGACAUCGGCUGGACGGACUGGGUGGUGGCCCCAACUGAGUACAUAAUGCAUUUCUGCGACGGCACCUGCCCCCACAACUACAAGCCUGCGAGCAUGCACACGCAGGUGAAGUCUCGGCUGCAUCAGAUUACCAAAGGAGUGUCACCUCGCCCCUGCUGCGUGCCAGCGGCCUACGAGCCCAUGGUCCUCAUGCACUCUGACAGUAGGGGAAAGUUGAAGUUGACUUCUUUUGAUGACCUGAUUGUCAGUAAAUGCCACUGUGCCUGA